Molecule: messenger RNA, 840 nt
Organism: Epithele typhae
Lineage: Eukaryota; Fungi; Basidiomycota; Agaricomycetes; Polyporales; Epitheliaceae
Exons: 4
Coding region: 1-840 (279 amino acids)
Source: RefSeq, a predicted model, not a curated record
AUGCCUGCGCGCUUUGCCAACUACCUCUACCGCUCUCAAGUUGACAGUGGCAUCCUCCAAACCACCCCCCUCGAGCAUAAGAGAGCCCUUGAGGAGCUCAAUAGGACACAGCCUAUCGUGUCGCUCAACCCCAAGGCUUCAGUCGACGCGGAGGAUGGGAAUGCAGAUCAAUACCUUGACAAGGUGGACGAGACAAUCCGCGAGCUCGACGAGAAGGAGGAGAAACGUGGCGAUUCUUUCACUGUGGCCGACCGUGUGCUGCGUUGGCACUGUUUGUUCUCGGCCGCCCUGAUCUGCCGUCAAUACAAAUGCCUUCCCAUCCAGGGCGAGUUCGCUCACCUGGGUGCUGGCGGGAUGGAGAGCAUCAGCACCCGGGGUUUGAAGCUGAGCCGCGAGAUGCUCAAAGAGCAUUCUCGAGUCGGUCGUCCUUCAUACCCUGAUCGCUCUGCUCCCGGUCAUAACCCCAGCAUGUCGACUUCUCCCCGCACGUAUCCUCCCCGAGUUCCCGGCGGUCCUGCGAGCACGGACAUGGAUACGGAGGCGGAGUCAGACUCGAAUGUGGAGGUGGACACAGACCCCGACGUCGACUCGGCACCCGUGCAGACUAGACUUUCCUCAGAGGCUAUCGAAUACCUCCUGGAAAAACCGGCUGACCUGCUCAAGAUGACGUUCUUGUGUCUGAGCAAGGACGAAGACGAGGCUGGCCGGUGGUCGGUGAAGUCGAUUGUACACAGCCGCCGUGGAGUCGAAUUUGUUAUCGUCUACGACGACUGCGAUGGACCGAUCCCGAUGGACAGGGAGUCCAUGCGCUGGCUCAUGAAGGAGAGUGUUUCUCUGUAG